Scheffersomyces coipomensis is the source of this 447-nucleotide messenger RNA. RefSeq lists its product as uncharacterized. The transcript has a single exon. The record is from RefSeq and is a predicted model, not a curated record. Bases 1 to 447 code for a protein of 148 amino acids. Gene Ontology annotation, cellular component: mitochondrion. Gene Ontology annotation, biological process: mitochondrial respiratory chain complex II assembly. Lineage: Eukaryota; Fungi; Ascomycota; Pichiomycetes; Serinales; Debaryomycetaceae.
AUGUUAUCUUUACGUCGUAUGUUCAGAGCAUCCACAGUAAGAACCACCACGGCGACUAGGUCAGUUCUUUCUCAAAGAUACUAUGCAUCUAAAUUCACUACUGAUUUCACACCUUCUCCACCUCGUUUACCUAGAGAAGAACAAGAAGAAUUUGAAAAAUUACAAACAAUAGCUAAUUCCCAAAUCGCUAUAGAAGAUUAUAAUGACCAGAUAAAAGCCAAAGGUUAUGCUACAAGUAAUGAUGGAGAAUCAUCUAUAUUAUCCAAACCUAUUGAUCAAACUCCUCCCAAAUUAUCAUCUGAUAUUGGAAGUUUUCAAACUCUUAAAACUAUACCUGAAUUCGAUGGAGAGGUUAAUCCGAAAACUGGUGAAGUAGGUGGUCCAAAGCAAGAUCCUUUAAGACAUGCUAAUGAAUGGGCUUUUAAUGGUAGAGUAACUGAUUUUUAG